Molecule: messenger RNA, 1295 nt
Organism: Suncus etruscus (white-toothed pygmy shrew)
Lineage: Eukaryota; Metazoa; Chordata; Mammalia; Eulipotyphla; Soricidae
Gene: ANXA1
Product: annexin A1
Exons: 12
Coding region: 6-1046 (346 amino acids)
Biological process (GO): keratinocyte differentiation; regulation of interleukin-1 production; regulation of hormone secretion
Cellular component (GO): plasma membrane; cytoplasm
Molecular function (GO): cadherin binding involved in cell-cell adhesion; calcium-dependent phospholipid binding; phospholipase A2 inhibitor activity
Source: RefSeq, a predicted model, not a curated record
UAAAAAUGUCUAUGGUAUCAGAAUUCCUCAAGCAGGCUAAAUUUAUGGAGUCUCAAGAGCAAGAAUACAUUAAUACUGUGAAAAGUUCCAAAGGUGGCCAUGGGUCUGCAGUGUACCCCUAUCCUUCCUUUAAUCCAUCUUCAGAUGUUGAAGCUUUGCAUAAAGCAAUAACAGUUAAAGGUGUGGAUGAAGCAACCAUCAUUGACAUUCUUACUAAAAGAAAUAAUGCACAACGUCAGCAGAUAAAGGCAGCAUACCUCCAGGAAAAAGGAAAGCCCCUAGAUGCCGAUCUGAAGAAAGCCCUCACAGGCCAUGUUGAGGAAGUUGCUUUGGCUCUGUUAAAGACUCCAGCUCAAUUUGAUGCUGAUGAGCUUCGUGGUGCCAUGAAGGGUUUAGGGACUGAUGAAGAUACUUUGAAUGAGAUCCUUGCAUCAAGAUGUAACAGAGAAAUCAGAGAAAUUAAUAGGGUCUAUACUGAAGAACUGAAGAGAGAUCUGGUUAAAGAUAUCACCUCAGACACAUCUGGAGAUUAUCGGAAGGUUUUGCUUUCUCUAGUGAAGGGUGAUCGAUCUGAGGAUGCUAGCGUGAACGAUGACUUGGCUGACACAGAUGCCAGGGCCUUAUAUGAAGCAGGAGAAAAAAGAAAAGGAACAGAUGUGAAUGUAUUCUCAACCAUUCUUACCUCCAGAAGCUAUCCUCAUCUUCGCAGAGUGUUUCAGAAGUACAGAAAAUUCAGUGAUCAUGACAUGGACAAGGUUUUGAAACUGGAGAUGAAGGGUGAUGUUGAAAAAUGCUUCCAAACUAUCGCAAUGUGUGCCACAAGCAAACCAAGGUACUUUGCUGAGGAGCUUCAUCGUGCUAUGAAGGGUGCUGGAACUCGUCAUAAGAAAUUGAUCAGGAUAAUGGUUUCCCGUUCUGAAAUUGAUAUGAAUGAUAUCAAAUCAUACUAUCAGCAGAUGUAUGGCAUCAGUCUCUGCCAAGCCAUCCUGGAUGAAACCAAGGGAGAUUAUGAAAAAAUUCUGGUGGCUCUGUGCAAUCAAAACUAAAUAUAACUACCACAGUUUCAAGCUAUUAAUUAGAAGACGUUUUUCACUGCUUAUGUUCAUUCCAUACUUUAGGCUUAAAUAAGAACUUUUAUUUCAGUAGAAAUAGUUUUUUUUAUUUUUUUCUAAAAGAAAUAUAUAAUCUUGUUAGUUAAAUAUUAUAGAACACAAAUGUGUAGAAAUAUUUUUAAAAUAUAUUUAUCUUCAAAUAUAAAGGCAUAAAAAUUUGUAUUAGUAACAUUACCCAAGAAA